UGCGCAGUUGAAGGCGGUGGCGGGCCACGGUGAGCUUCUGCGCGAGCGCUUCCAGGCCGGGACCCCCAGGCUGCCAUGAGCUCCCCGACCGUACCCCGGGACCUGCAGCUGCCCCCGUCUCAGAGAGCCCAGUCCGCGUUCAAGGAACAAAGAAGACAAAAACUCAAGGAACAUCUAUUAAGACGAAAAUCCAUGUUUGCAUACAAACAGGAAAAUGAGAUAUCCAGUAGUAGAGGCCAGAAAACGAUGGCAUCUGAAAAUCAGGUUCAAGAAGGGACAAAAGUUCUGAAACUCAAAAUGAAAAUGGCUGAUAAAGAAAAUGUGAAAAGACCUACAGACAGCAAAAAUAAUAUAAUAGAAAAAAACUGUAUCCCUUUAAAACCUAAUGAGUUAAGCAAUUCAGAUACAGCAACUGAAAUACCUAAUUUUGAAGAUGAUAAUCAAACUCAGUUAACAAUUAAAGAUCAUUCCCAAAGUCAAAAUAUGACAUUAAGCAGGGCAUUUCACCUUAAAAACAAUAAUAAAAAGAAACUCACGACUGCAGAAAACCCAAAGCAAGAUGCUAACUUGCCCAAGAAACCUGUGCUUGGAUGUUAUCGUGGCCAAAUUGUGCAAUCUAAGAUCAAUUCAUUUCGAAAACCUCUACAAAUCAAAGAUGAGAGUUCUGCAACAAUGAAGAAACUUUCAGCUCCUUGCUCUAAAGCCACGAAGCCUCAACCUCCAAGCACUGGCAGCGCUGGAACCUCAAAUAUGGCAGCUUCUGCGAAAGUCGCAAGCACUAAAUCUGUGAGCACUGCAUCGCAGAGCAACGCACUUGUGCGACCUCCCAUUAGAAGCCACCACAGUGACACCCAGAGCGGCUCAAAGCGAGGCUUCGCCAGGAUCCCCAGCACUGUUACAAUCAGAAAAGAGCUACAUGCAAAAGAGUUAUUACGACCAAAAACAGUCUCAUCUACUGUGGAGAACAGUUCUCAGGAUAUAAAAAGAGAUAAGACACUAUCAAGAAGUAUAUCAUCCGAAGUUGCAGCAAAGACUGCUUCAUCUUCUCAUUCCAAACCAAUACAAAAGUUCAAAACCACUGACCAGCGCAGGCAUACUAUAGCAAGAACAAAUACUGACGUAUCAGCUCAGCUCAAAGAAACUGCAGAAGAGAGAAAAGCUCGUCUGAAUGAGUGGAGAACUAGCAAAGGCAGAGUGCUGAAACGGCCUCCUAAUUCAGUAGUUCCCCAGCCUGAGUCUGAAGGACAGAGUGAGAAACCAAUUGGGUCCUUUUGGACUACCAUGGCAGAAGAAGAUGAACAAAGAUUAUUUUCUGAAAAAGUCAACAAAACAUUUUCUGAAUGCCUGAACCUGAUUAAUCAGGGAUGCCCAAAAGAAGAAAUAUUAGGUACACUGAACGACUUGAUUAGAAAUAUUCCAGAUGCCCAAAAACUUGUUAAAUAUUGGAUAUGUCUUGUACGUAUUGAACCAAUCACAAGCCCUAUUGAAAAUAUUAUUUCAAUCUAUGAGAAGGCCAUUCUGGCAGGGGCUCAGCCUAUUGAAGAGAUGCGACACACAAUUGUAGAAAUCCUAACGAUAAAGAGUCAAGAAAAAGUUAAUCUUGGAGAAAGCGUUGAGGAGGCUAAUGCAACCAAGGAACACAUCCAAGAACUCAAUACUGAUGAUACAAGUGUCAUUCUAGAGCUGGAAGAAAUGGAAAGUGAGCAGUGUAGAAAUGUGGAGUUUCAAGAUGGUGAAAAGGAACAUGACAAGACCAGAGACCCAACCAGUGACAUUACAACCCCUGACUCCAGGACUGGAGCAGGCUGUGUCAUCAAAUACAAUGUAUCUACUACACCGUGCUUGCAAAGUAUGAAAAAGAAGAUGCAACAUGAUAAAAUAAAUUCUGCAUUUAAAGAGCUAAGGUUUCUAACACCAGUGAGACGUUCCCAGCGUCUUCAAGAGAAGACUUCUCAGUUGCCGGAUAUGUUAAAAGACCAUUACCCUUGUGUGUCUUCCCUGGAGCAGUUGUCAGAGUUAGGGGGUGAUGCCUUUAUAUGCCGUCCUAAUGCAGCACUCUGCCCUACAAUCUCGGAGAUCAAUCAAGCAGGAGAGAAAUGAGGGCUUGUAUAAUUCCUGGGGUGCUGGGCAUUGUACAGCUUUGUGUUUCCCUUGUUCCUGGAGUGGGCCAGGCACUGAAAUUCAUGGCAUCAACUUGUAUUAACACGCAUGCUAUAGGAACAGUUGUGGUUUUGUGUCAGAAAUCUAACCCUGUUAGUCAAUCUUAGCAGACCAGGUUUUUCUUUACUAUAGAAGACUUUCUCAGCCAGUUUGUUGUGUUUCUUAGAGAUGGUGUGAGCUUGGUUGCUUCACCAAAUAAAAGUGCCGUAAUGAAGCAUCAGAAACAUUAUAUAUUGUUAAAUUUUCUAUUUUAAAUUGACAUGUUUUAUAAUUUUUUAAUGAUAUGCCCCUCUGCCUUUAAACAGAAUACUGACAUUUUUUCCCCCUUCGAUCAGUAUAAAAUUGGGGUUGGGAAUAGAGCUCAGUUGUAAAACAUGUGCUUGGUAUGUCUGAGGCCCUGGGUUCAGUCCUUUGGUCUUAAAAAAAGGUUAAAUAUUUGUAUGUGGAGCACCUCCCUUCAACUAUUAAGACAUAAAAAGUUUGGCUUGCUUUUCUACAAACUCUUGCUCCCUGGCUCAUGCUUGGUUGCAUCCUGGGAACUUCACUGUCACCUUUCUGUGGUGGUGAGAUUGCACCUGUGGCCUCUUCUCAUUACAGCUGAGGUGUGAAAGUGUGAAUGCCCCUUUCUGAGAGGUGCUGCACAAGGAAGAAGUGGUGUCAGAAUCUAAUCUGAGUUAAUGUUGCAACUUGAACUUUCAUAGCUUCAUCCAAUAGUUCAAUAUAAACUAUGUUAGAAGAGAAUUUGGGGAAGUAAUAUAUAUUUAAUGCCAUUCUAGUUCAUGUAGCAUUUCUAAGAUAGUCAAUACUUAAACAUUUUUAUUUUCCAGCAUAUGAAAAUGUCACUGUUGGGUCGGGCGUGGUUGUGUACGCCUUUAAUCCCAGCAUUUGGGAGGCAGAGGUAAGGAGGUUCACCAUGAGUUUGAGGCCACCCUAAGACUACAUAGUGAAUUCCAGGUCAGUCUGGACUAGAGUGAAACCCUACCUCAAAAAAAAAUAAAAUAAAAUAAAAAUGUCACUGUUAAAUCAUGUCCCCUAGGACAUGAUAGUCACAAACAGCAAACAGUUCUCCCUUCACAUAAAUACCAUUAAUGAAAGAGAUUUUGUAAUGUCGUGAACUAAUAUAUAAAUGGCCUAAGUCCUGUUUCAACUCAUUUCAAAUAAGUGAAUUGCAAAAGAUAAGUUUAAUAAUUCUUUAUGCUCGUGACUUUUGUAUAAUAACUUUUAUUGUCUUGUUCUGGAGAGUAGUAUUUUUAACUGUGUACUUAAUAUGUAUGCAAUAAAAAUAUCUGUAUGAUGAUA
Jaculus jaculus (lesser Egyptian jerboa) is the source of this 3459-nucleotide messenger RNA. RefSeq names its product cytoskeleton associated protein 2 (gene Ckap2). Gene Ontology annotation, cellular component: microtubule cytoskeleton. The transcript has 9 exons. Lineage: Eukaryota; Metazoa; Chordata; Mammalia; Rodentia; Dipodidae. The record is from RefSeq and is a predicted model, not a curated record. Bases 76 to 2100 code for a protein of 674 amino acids. Gene Ontology annotation, biological process: negative regulation of microtubule depolymerization.